Molecule: messenger RNA, 357 nt
Organism: Aphanomyces astaci
Lineage: Eukaryota; Oomycota; Saprolegniomycetes; Saprolegniales; Verrucalvaceae
Exons: 3
Coding region: 1-357 (118 amino acids)
Source: RefSeq, a predicted model, not a curated record
AUGACGUGGAGCUCAUCUGUAGGCAUUGUUGUGAACGCCGAAUUGGAGGCGUUGGCGGAUAUCUUUGUGGUCGGCAGCACGACAAGCUAUUGUGACGAGUUUGUCGGUCCCCGCCGCGUUGACCGUUACGACCAGGCUGUCAAGGGGCUGUUGGCAGGACACAACAGGGUAGUGCCGGCGAGAAAGAAAAAAGUGCACCGUCACCAGCCUGUGUUUCGGAGCAACUUGUUGGGUAUUGGCGUCACGGUCGACGGCGUGGGGCUGGACGCGUCGCUACAGGCCAUGGAGUACGUCAAAGCCACCAAUAUCGUCGGUAUGGUGUUGUGGAACGCCCCCAACAUACUGGAAAAAGCCUAG